AUGGAGAGGAAAAUGAGUGUUGCGGAGAUGAUGUUUAGGUGGAUGAGUGGAGUUACGAGAGAGGACAGAAUAAUAAAUGAGUACCUAUUUAAGAGGUAUAGAAUAGGAGUGGCUUCAAUAGUUGACAAAAUGCGUGAGAAUAGGUUGAGAUGGCUAGGACUUGUUUCAAGAAGAGAAAUAACUGAGGCAGUUUCAAUGACGAAGAACAAGAGUGUGGAUAGAAAAAGAAGAAGAGGAAAACCAAAAAAGAGAUGGUUUGAAGUUAUAGAGUGCGAUAUGAGAAUGACUGCUGUUUGUAAGGAUCAUAGUAAGUGGAAAUUAAGGACCAGGGUGGCCGACCCAAAAUAG
Messenger RNA from Acyrthosiphon pisum (pea aphid), 348 nucleotides. RefSeq lists its product as uncharacterized. The transcript has a single exon. NCBI's taxonomy places the organism in Eukaryota, Metazoa, Arthropoda, Insecta, Hemiptera, Aphididae. The coding region runs from base 1 to 348 and encodes 115 amino acids. The record is from RefSeq and is a predicted model, not a curated record.